Molecule: messenger RNA, 1347 nt
Organism: Otolemur garnettii (small-eared galago)
Lineage: Eukaryota; Metazoa; Chordata; Mammalia; Primates; Galagidae
Gene: ETFA
Product: electron transfer flavoprotein alpha subunit
Exons: 12
Coding region: 101-1102 (333 amino acids)
Cellular component (GO): mitochondrion
Molecular function (GO): flavin adenine dinucleotide binding; electron transfer activity
Source: RefSeq, a predicted model, not a curated record
CGUUCUCAUCUCGCGAGCUUUGAGGUGAUUGGCGGAGGCGGUGCUGCUCCGCCUGGCGCUGCGCUGCGGAGAAGCCGAGGGUGCAGCGGAGGCAGAGACCAUGUUCCGAGCGGUGUUUCCAGGGCAGCUCCGGCGGGCGGCUUCCUUACACCGAUUUCAGAGUACCCUGGUGAUAGCCGAGCAUGCAAAUGAUUCCCUAGCACCCAUUACUUUAAAUACCAUCACUGCAGCCAAAAGUCUUGGAGGUGAAGUGUCCUGCUUAGUAGCUGGAACCAAAUGUGACAAGGUGGCACAAGAUCUUUGUAAAGUAGCAGGUGUAGCAAAAGUUCUAGUGGCUCAACAUGAUGCAUACAAAGGCCUCCUUCCAGAGGAGUUGACGCCACUGAUUUUAGCAACUCAGAAGCAGUUCAAUUACACACACAUCUGUGCUGGAGCAUCUGCUUUUGGAAAGAACCUUUUGCCCAGGGUAGCAGCCAAACUUGAUGUUGCCCCAAUUUCUGAUAUCAUUGCAAUCAAGUCACCUGACACAUUCGUGAGAACGGUUUAUGCAGGAAAUGCUUUGUGUACAGUGAAGUGUGAUGAGAAAGUGAAGGUGUUUUCUGUUAGAGGAACAUCUUUUGAGGCUGCGGCAGCAAGUGGAGGUAGUGCCAGUUCUGAAAAGGCAUCAAGCAUUUCACCAGUGGGAAUAUCAGAGUGGCUUGACCAGAAAUUAACAAAAAGUGAUCGACCAGAGCUAACAGGUGCCAAAACGGUGGUAUCUGGUGGUCGGGGUUUGAAGAGUGGAGAGAACUUCAAGUUGUUAUAUGAUUUGGCAGAUCAGUUGCAUGCAGCAGUUGGUGCUUCCCGGGCUGCUGUUGAUGCUGGCUUUGUUCCCAAUGAUAUGCAAGUUGGACAGACAGGAAAAAUAGUAGCACCAGAACUUUAUAUUGCUGUUGGAAUAUCUGGAGCCAUUCAGCAUCUAGCUGGGAUGAAGGACAGCAAGACAAUCGUGGCUAUUAAUAAAGACCCAGAAGCUCCGAUUUUCCAAGUGGCAGAUUAUGGAAUUGUUGCAGAUUUAUUUAAGGUAGUUCCUGAAAUGACUGAGAUUUUGAAGAAAAAAUGAAUCAUGAUCACAUGUUAAGAAGAAAAACAGUGUCAGAGUAUUCAGCCGGAAUCACAGAACUUCAUGGAUUAUGUCAUUGGAAAGCGUGGAGAGCUACAUUUCAUAAUUCAAGGAAAAAUUUCUAAAAGAUGCCAUAAUGCUUUUUUUAUGAAACUGUUAUGUUUAUUUUUAACUAUUUGUGGCUCCAAACAAUUAUUUUUUGAAAUUUUCUAAUUAUGUAAUAAAAUCUAUAAUAAAGCCUGUCC